AUGAGCGACGAUUUAGAAGACUUUGAGGUCCUGCUAUCGCAGGAUUUCAGUGCAACACAGUUUUGCAAUGAUCUGCUUAAGACUACCAAUCGACAGCCAACCACCACUGAACUGGAGCUUGGAACGCCAAUGAAAAAAAUUCGUUACGAUCUCGAAGAGGUGGAAUCUAGAAUCACAGAAACAAUCAAGAAUAAUCCAGCUCAUGUUCUAGAUCAGAUAUAUAAGAGCAAAUCUUUGGAGGACGUGGCGAGAAGCAACAUUAAACCAAGUUUAGAGUACUUGGAUAUCUCAUACAAAAGACUACAGCAAGAAGUACUGGAACCUUACGAGAGGGCGCAAGUUCUGCAAAAUGUUUUGAGCAAAGUUCAUCAAACUUCCCUUUUAUUGCGUGAUGGAGCGAUUUACAUCCAUUUGGCAAAUAGAAUUCAGUUCAUUACCAGUAAGCAAACACACUACUCGAUUAACACAGCAUUGGAAUUGGUGACCUACUACACACAGAUAAAUUUGAGCAUGAGUGAGAAUGUGAACCUUAAAUCGCUAAGGCUGAUCAAACAGUUAGAAACAGAAGUGGUAAUACCAGUAAGAAAAGAACUGAUAAACUUCCUUUCUCUUACUUUGACCAAGACACUUGCGACACCGGAACAAGUUCAAAAAGAUCAGGAAAUUAUAUCGAAACUGGCCAAAGCUUUGCAUAAUAUGUCACAGAGGGAUUUCGUCACGACAAUACAAAAGGCCGUUCUUUCACAUGUUGCUGUGACCGUUCAAGCUCUGGCAAAAACAAUAAACUCCAUCAAAGAUUUCCCAGUCGCACUUGAGGAUGCAAUGAAGAGGAGUAUGGCUAUCGAAUCAUUAGAACUGAUACUUCAUGAGGUCAAAGUGGAAAAGACAAGCCUCUUGGCCGAUUAUAUGUUGCAAGUAAAGCCAAAAAAUGUUAGACCUCAUCAUUUAUUCUGGAAAAAGGUUUCUGAUGCAUUCAAGAAAGAAUUCGACACUUCCUACAGCAGAGGAGGGCCUGUCGGAAAAUCUCUAGCACGUAAUGGAGGUAUGAUUAUCGAUACCAUAAAACAAAGAAUGGCAGACACUAUUACCAAUGACGCCGAUUCACAAGAUAUGGAUGUAAUGCUACAUGCAGUUUCCAUUAUCAACCCGCAAGCCGAAACUAAUUAG
This is a messenger RNA of Torulaspora delbrueckii, 1167 nucleotides long. RefSeq names its product Golgi transport complex subunit COG5 (gene COG5). Bases 1 to 1167 code for a protein of 388 amino acids. Gene Ontology annotation, cellular component: COG complex. The transcript has a single exon. The record is from RefSeq and is a predicted model, not a curated record. Gene Ontology annotation, biological process: intra-Golgi vesicle-mediated transport. Lineage: Eukaryota; Fungi; Ascomycota; Saccharomycetes; Saccharomycetales; Saccharomycetaceae.